Parascedosporium putredinis is the source of this 1083-nucleotide messenger RNA. NCBI's taxonomy places the organism in Eukaryota, Fungi, Ascomycota, Sordariomycetes, Microascales, Microascaceae. The record is from the annotation of a GenBank genome assembly.
AUGACGGAGGUGUCCCGAGUAGUCAAGCGGGGUCUUACCCGUUCCGCCCGCCGUUCGUCGCCUUCGUUCAAGCCGUGCCAAGGCUACAUCUCGACGACCUUUAACGGCCAUAGCAAUAUCCGCAACCCCAUAUGUCUCGCCAAGACUCUUCUGGAUAAGAGUCUCGAACCACUGUCGCUACGUCGGGUCCCUCCCAGCUUUCUUGUCGGCCAAGGGGCGAGUCGGAAACCGAGAUCCGUGGACUCCUCAGCGGCGACAGCCGAGUCUGCUUCAUCUGUCGACACUUACCAUAGUGGGGACCGUCCUACCAUGGUUUCUGGAUUCUACAAUGAAGCCCAGUCGGGCUUCCUUCAAAAGACCUUGUCGUGCUUGAAGACGAAAUCCAGCUACCUCGGAUGUCUGCAUCAACGGAUGAGGACAGAUCGCUCGGUCGAGAUCUACCGCAGCGUCGUUCCAGAGUCGGCUCCUACUAGACAUAAACGGUCGUUUGGCGAGUAUGCCGAACAAGCGAAAGACUCCAUCAGUGACACAGUUGGCGCCAUUGCGAUUGACUCCAUGGGCCGCAUCGCAGCUGGGUCCUCAUCAGGUGGUAUUGGUAUGAAGCACAGGGGCAGGGUUGGCCCGGCAGCUCUUGUUAGGGUCGGAAGUGCCGUCAUCCCCGCUCACCCUAAAGACCCAUUAGGCGUGUCCGUGGCGGCGGUAGCGAGCGGAACCGGGGAGCACAUAGCUACUACCAUGGCUUCUCAGAGGUGCGCCGAGCGCCUCAUACGAGGUAGCCGCCAAGGUGAAUUUGGGGAAGAUUUGUACGAUGGGGACGACCACGAUGUCCUUCACGCCUUCAUUCAAGAAGAUUUCAUGAAGCACCCGGGUGUCCAGGGAAUGACGACAGCCGGCGCAUUAGGUAUCAUCGCUGUCAAGAUGAGCAAGACUGCGUACUACUUUUAUUUUGGCCAUAAUACGGAGUCUUUCGCACUGGCGACCAUGGGCUCUACGGAUAGGGAGCCUCAGUGCCUCAUGUCUCGUCUUAACCCCGACGGGGACACCAAGAUAUCUGUUGGGGCUCGCCGGAUUAAGCGACAGUAA